AUGUGGUGGUGGUUGGAAUAUUUCGAACGUUGGCGUGUCGAUAUAGCAUAUCGUUUGUUACGUUGCGUUUACAGUCAUAAAGAUUUCGAACAUCAUUGGUAUCCACAAAUUUUAAUAAUGCAAAUUGAUGAAAAUCCCGAAUGGCUUGUUAAUUGUCAAAAGUUAAUUGCUGUAGCGGAAUGGAUUAAAGAUGGUGCCGCAUCGAAUAUUGUUGCGGGUCAUACAAAUGACCCGGAUACCGGUGAAUAUUUGGGCUUAGUGGAAACUGCGGUCACACAAUUGAUCGGUGAAUCGUGCCUUAAUGCGCAUCAUUUGGUUGUGUCGUAUCAGAAUUUAAGUGAACUGAAUGAGACCGCUUCAGCAGUAAUUCAAUGUUCCGGUUUAGGAAUCCUGAAACCGAACACAAUUAUUGUCGAUUUUCCAAAAUGUGGCUCUUCAUCCAGCUUGUUGGCAAUUUUUUUUUGCAGUUAUUUUCUUGUUACGUUACUCGUCACAGAUAACGGCAUCAUUCAGUUACCUGUGAUGAGUGACGCAGCCUUUAAUUUAAAUAUUUAUUACAAUUAA
This is a messenger RNA of Acanthocheilonema viteae, 564 nucleotides long. NCBI's taxonomy places the organism in Eukaryota, Metazoa, Nematoda, Chromadorea, Rhabditida, Onchocercidae. The record is from the annotation of a GenBank genome assembly.